CGCCAACUUCGCUGUGGCGUUGCUGCUGUUUGUUCGUUUGGCAGACGAGAACGUUAUUCUGGGUCGCACAUCGUCGUGGUUGGAGCGAGCGACAAAGACCUCUGCUGGUUGCUGUGGGUUUGGGUGGUCGUGCUGUUGUUGUUGUGAGUGAGCACACGCGAGCGCACGCCACGAUCGAACUGGCGCACAGGAACCGAUACAGGGGCGCGUGGCCAUGGCGGGACCAGACAAGCAACGGCCACCACACCAGGACGAGGCGAAGAGGAAAGGCAGGAGGAGGAAAAGGAAGAAGAAACAGCAGCAGAGCAGCAGCAGGACACUGGGCAGACGAGGGCACCAACAGCAACAGCAACAGCAACAGCAACAGCAACACAGAGGUGAUCAUCACCAGCACCAGGAAGCUUCCUCUGCGUCCUCGCCCCACACGGCAACAAUGCCCCAGCGCAGUGCCGCGGGUGCUGCUGCUGGACGAGGAGGAGUGCACAGUAGCGCACGUGGCCCGCAUCACAGCAGGGCGACGCAAAGACACAGACGACGGCAUGCCAAUCCCCCACACCCAGAGCAAACACAGCCACCCAAGCGCGGCAAACACGCCGCCGAACGACACAGAGGAGACCCACAACCAUCAUCGUCGUCAUCAUCAUCAUCAUCAUCAUCAUCAUCGCGAUCGCGUCGCUCCACACAACAGCAGCCGCGGGGCACGCCCACCGGAGCGGAGCACGCUGCCGCGGUGCAAGGACCGCUCGGAAAGCUUCCUGGGUUUUACUACGAUCCGCUCAAGAAGAACUACUUCAAGCUCAAACCUGGGCAGAAGCCGCCCGUCUUCUCGCCCGCGGCAACGGCAUCACCAGCAGCGCAGAAGAAGCAGCAGGAGGAGCGGCGCAGGCAGCAGCAGCAGGCACGCGCGCGUCGCAGCAGGCUAGCAACGCUCAACGCACCGCAGGGCCACUGUGCAUGGCAGAACUUGGCCUGCGUGCGGCACGCAUGGCGCAGUGGCCGCCUUGGUCUCGCCCGUGCAACACUGCCAUCUUGGCCUGUCAUGCACGACGCAACAUCGGCACCCAGCGACGCUGCUGGCAGCUCCGCCGCCGCCCACACGUGCGCGGUUGUGAGUGCAGUGCCCACCACGCGAUACCGUGAGCUGAUGACGCGGCUGCUGAUACGGGCGACGGGCUUGCAGCGGAAGGUGGCGCACGUGACCGUUGGGUUCCCCAUCGCCAGCAUCGGCUGUGUGGAUGCGCGUGGCAACCCGCCCCGCAUCUCCCUCCUGGCAACGCGUGCUGUGGUGUGCACGGUCGCGCACCCGUCCACAUUCUUCCCCCACCCGCUAGCUCUCAGCGCACCACCUACACACCACUCGCGCGCGCGACAGCUGCGGCACUGGCAGCGCGAUGCCCUCACCAGCAACGGUGGCGAUGGUGGUGGACAGAAUGGACGUGGAGGCGCGCUGGUGUCGGUUGGUGGUAGAGGUGGUCACGGCGAAAGCGACGAUGAAAGCGAUGACGACGAUCUUGUUGUUGGAGCUGGUGGUGGUGGCGGUGUGGACAUGCCUGCCGCAGUCUUCAUCACCACGCCCGUAGUAUCGUCCACGCUGACAACUCAUGGUACAUCUGGUGAUGAUGGUGAUGAUGGUGGUUGUGGUGACUGUGACGGUGAUGAUGAACAGUGGACAUCCCGUACACUGUGUGCUGGUGAAAAUGGCAGGACAUGGGGAAACACAGCACCACCACCACCACCACGCCCACCACCUUUGUCACAAUCAGCACAAUCCACUUCCACAUCCACACCAUCAGCUGUAUCAUCAGUAUCAUCGGCACCACCGCCCACGCGAUCGGUGUGUCCGCGAUUGCCGUUGGCACAUGAGCCCACGCCGCCGCUGCUGCCGCUCCCGCGUGUUGUGCAAGGGCCUGUGCACUGCAGUCAGGGGUCGCACAUGCUGUAUGAGCGUGGCAUGGAGUUUUUCGUCGUCGGUCCAGAUGACCGCCCCGUUCACGUGCCUGUUGCCUGCAAGCACAACUGCAUGUGUGGCCCGACCAUGCUGAGCGUGAGCCAGCCUGCGGACGGUGGCCCCUUUGCCUGCAUCGUCGCCUGCGAACGCACCGCCACCCUCUACCGACAACAACAACAGCGGCAACAGCAACAGCGGCAACAGCAACAGCGGCAACAAGAGGAUUGUGUGCAGUGCGUGACGCGGCGCGGACGAAGCGACUUCACCGCGUGCGCCAUUGUCGGCGGUGAGGGUACAGAGGCGUGGCUUGCGCAGCGUGACGGCUCGCUGUGGCUCCUCGCUGAUGAUGGCUCAUUUGCGCGCCGCGCCAAGUUUAAGCACUCCGUUGCGUCGCUGCUGUCGCUGGACGGGGGAGCGCGGCUGCUUGUGCAGCAGCUGGGCGGGGUGAUGGCGGUGUACGACAGGCGUGACCUCUCCACGCCUCUAGUGACGUUUUCCGAGCACGUGAACACGCACGUCUACGGCAACAUGCCGUGCCUGGAUGACAGCGGGCGCGUGCUUGCAUGCAUGGGCUCGGACAGUCACCUUCGCCUGUGGUGGCGCGACACGGGGGAGCUGCUCGCGUGCCAUCACCUCAUCACAACUCACCCGGUUCGCAUCCGCCUCUGCGGUUCUGCCCUCCAGCCCCCGCUCUUCCUUGUUGUGGGCGUCCACCAGCAGUGUCGCGUGUACUCCAUUUUGGGGCCCUGACCUGGUGUGUGCGCGCGCAGGUGGCAGUGUCUUCGAGUCUAGGUGCACAGAGUUGAGGUGGGGCGGCAAGAGAGGAAGGGGGUGAGGGGAGGUGUGUCGACGCAGUCUUUAAAUGUGAGUGGAUGCAGGGUCGUGCCGGUGUCCCUCUGUUGAUAGCUGACUCUGUGUGUGUGUGUGUGUGUGUGUGUG
This is a messenger RNA of Salpingoeca rosetta, 2887 nucleotides long. RefSeq lists its product as uncharacterized. The transcript has a single exon. NCBI's taxonomy places the organism in Eukaryota, Choanoflagellata, Craspedida, Salpingoecidae. The record is from RefSeq and is a predicted model, not a curated record. Bases 215 to 2698 code for a protein of 827 amino acids.